AUGUUCAAGCUCUGUUUGACUAACUGCACUUGCCAAGACUAUCUGCCGGACCACAUCUGGAAGACCAACAGCCACUAG
Lachancea dasiensis is the source of this 78-nucleotide messenger RNA. The record is from the annotation of a GenBank genome assembly. Lineage: Eukaryota; Fungi; Ascomycota; Saccharomycetes; Saccharomycetales; Saccharomycetaceae.